AGGCAUUCUGUAAAUGGGUGACAUGGCUGCUACUCAGAUUUCCAAAGAUGAGCUUGAUGAGCUGAAAGAGGCCUUUGCGAAAGUUGAUCUCAACAGCAAUGGAUUCAUUUGUGACUACGAACUUCAUGAGCUGUUCAAGGAAGCUAACAUGCCAUUACCAGGAUAUAAAGUGAGAGAAAUCAUUCAGAAACUCAUGGUGGACGGUGACCGCAAUAAAGAUGGGAAGAUAAGUUUCGAUGAGUUUGUUUAUAUUUUUCAAGAAGUCAAAAGUAGCGAUAUUGCCAAAACCUUUCGUAAAGCAAUCAACAGGAAGGAAGGGAUUUGUGCUCUGGGAGGAACUUCAGAAUUGUCCAGUGAAGGAACCCAACAUUCUUACUCAGAGGAAGAAAAAUAUGCUUUUGUGAACUGGAUAAACAAAGCCUUGGAAAAUGAUCCUGAUUGCCGACAUGUUAUACCAAUGAACCCCAAUACUGAUGACCUGUUCAAGGCUGUGGGUGAUGGAAUUGUGCUCUGUAAAAUGAUCAACCUUUCAGUUCCUGAUACAAUUGAUGAAAGAGCAAUCAACAAAAAGAAACUCACACCUUUCAUUAUUCAGGAAAACUUGAACCUGGCGCUGAACUCUGCUUCUGCCAUCGGGUGUCACGUUGUGAACAUCGGUGCAGAGGAUUUGCGGGCUGGGAAGCCUCAUCUGGUUCUGGGACUCCUCUGGCAGAUCAUUAAGAUUGGUUUGUUCGCUGACAUUGAAUUAAGCAGGAAUGAAGCAUUGGCUGCUUUACUUCGAGAUGGUGAGACAUUGGAGGAGCUUAUGAAAUUGUCUCCAGAAGAGCUUCUCCUUAGGUGGGCAAACUUCCAUCUAGAAAACUCCGGCUGGCAAAAAAUCAACAACUUCAGUGUAGACAUUAAGCUUAUUGACUUCAGUAAUUCAGUGAAGGAUUCCAAAGCCUAUUUUCAUCUUCUCAAUCAAAUUGCACCAAAGGGACAAAAAGAAGGUGAACCCCGGAUUGAUAUUAACAUGUCAGGUUUCAACGAAACAGAUGACUUGAAACGAGCUGAAAGUAUGCUUCAACAAGCAGACAAAUUGGGCUGCAGACAGUUCGUUACCCCUGCUGAUGUUGUCAGUGGAAACCCUAAACUGAAUUUAGCUUUUGUGGCUAAUCUGUUUAAUAAAUACCCAGCACUAACUAAGCCAGUGAACCAGGAUAUCGACUGGACUCUACUAGAAGGCGAAACCCGUGAAGAAAGAACCUUCCGUAACUGGAUGAAUUCUCUUGGUGUUAAUCCCCAUGUAAACCAUCUCUAUGCUGACCUACAAGACGCCUUGGUAAUCUUACAGCUGUAUGAGCGAAUCAAAGUUCCUGUUGACUGGAGCAAGGUUAACAAACCUCCAUACCCGAAACUUGGAGCCAACAUGAAAAAACUUGAAAACUGCAACUAUGCUGUGGAGUUGGGGAAGCAUCCUGCCAAGUUCUCCCUGGUUGGCAUUGGAGGGCAAGACCUGAACGAUGGAAACCAAACCCUAACUUUAGCUGUAGUCUGGCAGCUGAUGAGAAGAUAUACCCUCAAUGUCCUGGAAGAUCUUGGAGAUGGCCAGAAAGCUAAUGACGACAUCAUUGUAAACUGGGUGAACAGAACAUUGAGUGAAGCUGGAAAGUCAUCUUCCAUUCAGAGUUUUAAGGACAAGACAAUCAGCUCUAGUUUGGCAGUUGUGGAUUUAAUUGAUGCCAUUCAGCCAGGCUGCAUAAACUAUGACCUUGUCAAAAGUGGCAAUCUAACAGAAGAUGACAAGCACAAUAACGCCAAGUAUGCCGUGUCAAUGGCUAGAAGAAUUGGAGCCAGGGUUUAUGCUCUCCCGGAAGACCUGGUGGAAGUAAAGCCCAAGAUGGUCAUGACUGUGUUUGCCUGCUUGAUGGGCAGAGGAAUGAAGAGAGUGUAAUACAACCAACUGAAGCAAACACAGCCUGGCUCCCAGGUGCAUGAUUAGCAAGUUAGCUAUUGCCAGGUGACGUGCUCAUGUCCUAGGGCACUAUUUGUCAUUUUUCAUGUUGAUCCUGCAAUUUGUGUAAGUCAAUUACCUGCAAGAGUGAGCCUCACCCGUGGUACAUGCUGACAACAACAUGUAAAAGGACUCGAGUUUUAGUAACCAGACUAGCUUCAUCAUGAGAGCCUGGGAGAGGGGAAGAAUUUUCAGGAAAAAAAAUCUCUCUUUCCCAUAGCCCAAGUUGCAUUUGUCAUGCCUACCUGCCUGAAAAGUGCCCAUAGCCAAAUAAAAUUGUGUAUCUCCCCUCUAGAUGGCUGUCCUUGACACCUCCUGAUGCUAUAUGCUAUUUCUAUAUAUCUCUCUUCCCUCAUAGCGUGUCCAUUACUUAGAUGAUUGGAUAGGAAUAUUAUUAGACAAUAAUUUUGUUUUCCAAUGUGCUAUGUCUCAUUCGAGAACUGUGGCCAGAGGGUAUUUCAAUGAGUAUCCUUUGUUCGCCUUUAGAGUACUGAAAAUUUGCAGAAGUAAUUGGCUGUGCAGAAUGUAAUAGAAGCUUUUCCUAUUGUUUUCUUCUUAAAAAUCAGUAUCUUUUUACAGUAUUCUUUCUACAUGAUUCUUUUUUGUACAUUUAAGAAUAUUUUGAUUACAUUAAAUAAGACUGCUGAUUUUGCUACUUUUUUAAAGGGGUCUUCAAGUAAGGAAAACACAUCCUAGGUAGAGGAAAAAUGAGCCUUGAAGUUGCAUCUUCAACUCUCACACCCAAGCUGUAAACAGUGGGGACAUCUUUUGUCUUAAAGACGCUUGGUCAUUCUAUACUUAUUUGUUUUGAAACCUGUAUCAUCGAACUCUCUCUUUACAUCUCAAAUGCUGUGGAGUCUGACACUUCUGAGGAGAGAGUGGGUUCAGAACUUAGGGUACAUUAGGACAAGUAUGCUAAGUAUACAAUACAUUUUCUAAUUUUACACCUAAAACAAGGAGGCAAGGUCACUAAGAUAUAAAAACAUAUAUGUAGAACUUAACAUACUCUUCUUGCUUUCGUCACGCUGUUUGCUAUAGAAUUCAAGAUCAUAGUGUUCCUCUUAAUUCUUAAAAGUGAUGUAAUCUGAUAGCAAUGUAUUAGUUUAAAUAAAGGCAUUUACAUAA
This is a messenger RNA of Suncus etruscus (white-toothed pygmy shrew), 3118 nucleotides long. It is a transcript of the gene PLS3, whose product is annotated as plastin 3. Bases 14 to 1933 code for a protein of 639 amino acids. Gene Ontology annotation, molecular function: calcium ion binding; actin filament binding. The transcript is spliced from 16 exons. Gene Ontology annotation, biological process: actin filament bundle assembly; actin filament network formation. The record is from RefSeq and is a predicted model, not a curated record. Gene Ontology annotation, cellular component: actin filament bundle; actin filament; cytoplasm. NCBI's taxonomy places the organism in Eukaryota, Metazoa, Chordata, Mammalia, Eulipotyphla, Soricidae.